AUGGGAUACGUGAAGCAAUUGACAUAUCAUUCUCAGGCUCUACUACAAGCUCACGAUGUGGUCGCGCGCGAAGUGUACGGGGAGGAGUCACUCCGCGCGUCUCCACCGCCUGUCAACGGACGCGCACCACAGGCUACAGAAGAUGAGGAGGACACAGAGCCCGAAUUCGAGAACGUGACCAGAGUACGACUCGUUCAAUUCCAGAAGAACACUGAUGAACCGAUGGGUAUAACACUGAAGUUGGCGGACGAUGGUCGAUGCAUUGUAGCUCGGAUUAUGCACGGGGGGAUGAUCCAUCGGCAGGCAACUCUGCACGUCGGAGAUGAGAUCAAGGAGAUCAAUGGAACACCCGUCGCUAACCAAUCGGUCGCACAGCUUCAAAGAAUGCUGCGCGAAGCGAGAGGUUCCGUGACAUUCAAGAUAGUUCCCUCAUACCGUUCCGCGCCUCCACCAUGCGAGCUAUUCCGGAUAAAGCCUUCGCCCGUUCUAAUUUUCGUCAGAGCUCAAUUCGACUAUGAUCCAUUAGAAGAUGAAUUAAUACCUUGCGCUCAAGCGGGGAUAGCUUUCACUACCGGAGAUAUUCUACAAAUUAUUAGCAAGGAUGAUUCACACUGGUGGCAAGCUCGAAAGGAUGCCUCGGGUGGUUCGGCUGGACUUAUACCAAGUCCUGAACUUCAAGAGUGGAGAGCUGCUUGCGCUGCUGCAGAGAAAUCUAAUACUGACCAAGUGAACUGUUCAAUAUUUGGUCGGAAGAAGAAACAAGCUAAAGAUAAAUACUUAGCAAAACACAACGCUGUCUUCGACCAACUCGAUGUGGUGACAUAUGAAGAAGUCGUUAAAUUACCAACGUUCCAACGGAAAACUAUAGUACUCCUGGGCGCGCACGGAGUGGGACGCCGUCACAUAAAGAACACGCUAAUUUCUCGUCACCCGGACUUGUACGCCUACCCAAUACCACAUACAACACGCCCCCCGAGAACCGACGAAGAGAACGGAAGACAUUAUUACUUCGUAUCCCACGACGAAAUGAUGGCGGACAUCGCGGCUAAUGAGUAUUUAGAAUACGGCACACACGAAGACGCAAUGUACGGCACGAAACUGGAAACAAUACGUCGAAUCCACUCGGAGCGACGCAUAGCUAUUUUGGACGUUGAGCCUCAAGCGCUUAAGAUCUUACGCACCGCGGAGUUCGCUCCUUACGUCGUGUUCAUUGCUGCACCGCCUCUCAAUAACGUUGCGGAUUACGACGGCUCGCUAGAAGUACUAGUACGCGAGUCCGAACAGUUACGUCGGACGUACGGGCACUAUUUCGACCUGUCCAUAGUGAAUAAUGACAUUGACGACACUUUGGCCCAGCUCGAAGCCGCGUUGGGUCGUUUGCGAUCCACUCCCCAAUGGGUCCCCGUCUGCUGGGUGUAUUGA
Messenger RNA from Pieris macdunnoughi, 1422 nucleotides. The record is from the annotation of a GenBank genome assembly. Lineage: Eukaryota; Metazoa; Arthropoda; Insecta; Lepidoptera; Pieridae.